Messenger RNA from Diceros bicornis minor, 754 nucleotides. Its product is annotated as histone H2A-Bbd type 1-like. Gene Ontology annotation, molecular function: DNA binding; structural constituent of chromatin; protein heterodimerization activity. The record is from RefSeq and is a predicted model, not a curated record. The transcript has a single exon. Lineage: Eukaryota; Metazoa; Chordata; Mammalia; Perissodactyla; Rhinocerotidae. Gene Ontology annotation, cellular component: nucleosome. The coding region runs from base 316 to 669 and encodes 117 amino acids.
CCAUCGAAACAUACAUUUUUUUUUUUUUUACUAGACUGUUAAAGUCAAAGUAGGAAAUUAGAGUUCAGUGAAAAAGAGGGUCCAGUCAAGAGGGAGACCAGGUUUCUAUCACAGACAUUUCUAGGCCAGCCCUGAUCAGAGCCCAGUGGACACCAAUGAUAUCACAAAGUCUGCGUGGUCACAGAGGCAGCUCCCUGACCAAUGAGGGGCUGGAGCCCAGGGAUAUAGUGGACAGGAGUAAACGCUGGUAUCCAGAGAGGCCCAGACCAGCAGACAAUCCAGCCAGGCCGAUCAGGGCAAAACCCAGCAGACAUCAUGCCUGGGAAGAGAAGUCGCCAGCUCUCGCUUAGGCAUAAGAGGCAGGCCCAGUCCCGCUCUACGAGAGCUGAGCUGCAGUUCCCCGUUAGCCGCGUGGACCGCUUCCUGCGACAGGGUCCCUAUGGCCAGCGCCUGAGCUCGUCCACGCCUGUUUUCCUCGCUGGAGUUCUCGAGUACCUGACGGCCAACAUCCUGGAGCAGGCGAGCAAGGAGGCCCACAGCAGCCGCAAGAUCCGCAUCACCCCAGAACACGUGCAGAGGGCCGUAGACAACAACCUGAACCUCAGCCACCUCUUUGAGAAUGACAACUACAGUCAGGAUGAGCAGAUGCCACAACCCAGUAGGAAGUGAUGCCUGGGUCCCAGAGCCCGGCGAGACCUCCUCAACAGCUUCAUCUCAUCCCCCAAACUGCCCAGAUGAGGGGGGCUUGGUCUGC